Messenger RNA from Orbicella faveolata, 2141 nucleotides. RefSeq names its product voltage-dependent calcium channel subunit alpha-2/delta-1-like. Gene Ontology annotation, cellular component: voltage-gated calcium channel complex. Gene Ontology annotation, molecular function: voltage-gated calcium channel activity. The record is from RefSeq and is a predicted model, not a curated record. NCBI's taxonomy places the organism in Eukaryota, Metazoa, Cnidaria, Anthozoa, Scleractinia, Merulinidae.
GUAGAAUAAUAGCACUUCUGAUGUGUGCUAGAAGAGAUAGCGUUAUUGAUUAAUUUAGGAAAUAAUGUGGAAGAAAUUAGAACGUACGAUAAUUUAUACGAGCACAAAUAUACCAGGGACUACAUGCAACCAGCUUCCAGGCGAUAUCAUUUGAGCUAUAUAUGUAGAUGUACAAAAAACCAUCCAUUAAAAGUUUAUAAUUGAGAGCAUUACUUUCCCUUUAGCAGGGAAAUGCCAACUUUGGCGUUUGGUUUCGUGGCAACUGCGGGAAGGGUGACUUGCGUACGUAAAGCCAUGGAACUUCUUCAAAUGCUAAUUAAUUCCCCGGGCUCCACCAAUGGCCCUCAGCGGUACACCUGCAGUAAACACAAAGAGAAUCUUUAAAAAUAAAUGACUUUAUCUCCAUAUUUGUAUCUGGGAGGCAUUUAUGGCUGCCAGGAAAGCCCAAAACACUUUGUUAAUAAGUCGCUGCGCUCGAGCGAAGCGGAUUUGGAGCUCCAAUUUAUUAAGUAGCAUUGGCGACUUUGUAUGAAGAUGGCGGUCAGUUUAACAAGGCUUCUCGCUCUUUUCAGUGUCUUUUGUGUACUGGCAACAACAGCUGGGGCAUCUGAUAUCGGAGACGUUAAGAAUUGGGCGAGUAAGGUUGGAGAGAAGCUGUCCAAAUUCUUCAAAGAUGCUACCCAUUACGAGAAACUUCAAGAGGGCUACCAGUCGCCAAAAUUAUCGCUUACGAAGAAAAAUGGAACCGCCAUAGCGAACAAGAUGAAACAGCAGCUGGAGAAAGUUUUGCGGGAGAAAAUCGCGUCCAUCAAGAACCUUGCUGCAAAGACUGAAGAAUUAAGGAAGAAUUAUACUUAUGACCCAUCUCUCAAGGAAACUGACUAUUUUAACAGCAAGGACUUGAAAGGAUUGCCUCUUGCAAUUGAUGAUAGAUUCUCUACAGAUGUUGAAAUUAACAUGUCUAGCAGCGUCAUACACAUACCAACUGAUGUGUUUAGUGGAGGAGUUGGUAUUGUGAAUACCAUAAAGUGGACAAGUGGGCUAGAUAAGUAUUUCAAGGAAAAUGAAAUGACGAAUCAUUCACUGUUGUGGCAGUAUUUUGGAAGUGCUGAUGGUGUUUACAGGGUGUAUCCAGGCUUCAAGUGGACAACUGAGUCAAAACAAGACAUAUUUGACCACAGAAGGCGUGGUUGGUAUAUUCAAGGGUCAAGCUCACCUAAAGACAUAGUUUUAAUACUGGACUUGAGUGGCAGUAUGGCUGGUCAAAAAUUGUCCAUUCUUAAACUCGCUGCAUUGUCCUUGCUUGACACUCUGCAAGAAAAUGACUAUGUUAAUAUUGUUGCAGUGGUGAGUAAUAUUGGUCAGAUGAAGUUAAUACUCUAAAUUAAAAACCGUCAUGACAAACUAAUUUUAAAUUAGCUUUGCUUGGAUUAAGCGCAUGUGAUUUUGCUUUGAGCAAGUUAAAUGUAAGAAUUAAAAGAGAGAAGUAAACUGUUUUACUUGGCAUUCCCGUAAAUGGUUUGAAUUCAGGAAUAUCAGAAUGAGUAGUUCAUACAAUGUGAUCGUCUGGAUGAGGGUACAUUACAUUGUUGUCACCAACAACAGUUCUUUCCAGAAAUAGCUGCACCUGGAUGAUCACAAUAUACAAACUAAUUGGCAUUUUGCUGAAAGUAUAACUGAAAUUGUUGCCAGCAUCCUAAACUAUAAACAGUUAGAUUAGAUGUUCCAUGUAGAAGUCCCAAAUUUAAAAGGUGUAUCUAAUGUAUAUUAGCAACUGUACAUUAUUAGAAAUUUACAGCUAAUACUUGAGAAGAGUGGAUACUUGUGCUAUUCAAGUCAAAUAGUACAAAAAUAAGACUGGUAUUAAUGUUGUGAUGUUACCCAAAUGUGUUUGAAUAACUUCUGACUAAUAAAUAAAUACUAACAUUGACUGAAAAUGUGAGUAAAUUAAAUCUUGUGACUUAAUGUAACCAACCAGUGAGUUAGUCAUAAAUUUGCAUUAAACUAAUAAGGGCAAUACUUAACAAUUAGACCCGUAGCCCUUGCGGGCUAUGGGUCAAUAGGCCAUGAGGUGAAGCCGAAUGGGCUAUUGACCCGUGGCCCUUGAGGGCGAAGGGUCUAAUUUUUUUAGUAUCACCCAA